Messenger RNA from Homarus americanus (American lobster), 7314 nucleotides. RefSeq lists its product as uncharacterized. The coding region runs from base 1323 to 6179 and encodes 1618 amino acids. The transcript is spliced from 2 exons. The record is from RefSeq and is a predicted model, not a curated record. NCBI's taxonomy places the organism in Eukaryota, Metazoa, Arthropoda, Malacostraca, Decapoda, Nephropidae.
UCUCUCUCCAUCUCUCUUGUUUUUGUUCUAAUUUCUUCUUUAAUUUAUUUCCUUUUGCGUCAUUCCUUUACCCAUUCUUUCUUUCUUUCUUCCCUCCCCACUAUCGUGUGUCAGUGAACAGUGAAGUGACUUUAACUCUAAUAGAAGCAGAAGAAAACAGUGAAAAAAAAGACAAUGUAAACAUAAAUGAACGUGAUAACAACAGUGAGUAAAAAUAAUUGUAAGAAGCAAGACAAAAAAAAUAUAUAUAUUUUUUUGCUUGAAAAAAUAUUGUCUAAAGAAAAAAAUAGCAAAGAAAAUAUUUUACCGAGAAAAUAAAACAUUUUGGCGGGAAGAAUUUUUGGCGGGAACAAGGAGACUGACUGAGAAUUCCAGAUAGACCUGUACGACCACUGCAUCCUAACAGUCAGAAUGAUCCCUGCCAGUCAACCUCUCUACCAGUCAAUUCACCUUCCAGUCACUGAACCUGCCAGUCAUCUUAUCUUCCAGUCAGAUUAUAUACAAUGAACUCACCUACCAGUAAGCUUCUCUACCAGGAUACUCAUCUCCAGUCGACUCAUCUACCAGUCGACUCAUCUCCAGUCGACUCAUCUACCAGUCGACCCAUCUCCAGUCGACUCAUCUACCAGUCGACUCAUCUACCAGUCGACUCAUUUACCAGUCGACUCAUUUACUAGUUGACACACUUAUCAUUCGACUUAUCUACAAACUAAUUCAUCAAUCAAUUUAUUUAUCUACCGGUCCAUCAAUAUUAGUCUCCAAAUCACCAGUUAGCCAACACAAGAUGACCAGACCACUCACUUAACCUCACCGGGUAGCAAUUAACCCCCCGGGGCACCUUGAUCUUCUUGUCUAUUUGCUUCCCAAGAACUCAAUCACGACCGGUUAGUUAAGAGGCAAAUAGAGUAAAGGAUUCGAAUUCAAUCAUCAAUUCUCCUGAGGUAUCGAAGCUGAGGUAUCUCGUUAGUGAGGAUAACACGAUGUACAAAAUUUUCGUUCAACGUUAUCUCUUUCCUUCUCUCACAAACGUCUCCACAAAGUAAGUGUAGAUGGAAGAGAGAAGCUGUAACACGUAAUGAGUUUUGAUUUGAUGAAGAAACCACGAGUUAAUAUUUCAGAAUCAUGUAUUGUUACAAGUGACUUUAAACUUAAUUAUCAUUAAGUGGUGAUCCUCGACAAAUGCCAUCAAUUUUAAACAUGAGACAAGAUGUAAAAGUUACUCUAAAUGCAUACAGAAACUUGAUGUUGAUAACGAUUGUAAUGGCUAGUGUUGAAAUGUUCUCGGCGUGAUAACAAUAAGAGCAUCGGGUGACAGGAGACUUAUGGCUUCUGAAGAAAAUGAAUAUAACUUCCUGAAGCAGGGGGCAUUAAACCCUUCAGAACACGUGAGAGAAGACCGCGAGAAACAAGGAACAGACAAGGGAGGAGUAGGAAGGUGUGGAGGUGUGAGGUGCGAGUAUCUUCUUGUCAACACCCCAGGCAGGUCUUCCAGCAGCCCACCAAGAGUCAACAACACAGAGGAUGGAAGGAGUGGCCAGUCACCCCCCGGCCGUACUCACUCUGCGGCCAGUAGAAGAAAUAAUAAGCCGGUCUGUGAGGCCCUGGAGAGGAGUAACGCCAUCUUUGAAGCUCUUGACAAGAAGAAGAAGGAAAAGAAAGAUGAGGGGGACGAGGACGAGGAGGAAGAUGAGAAAAUUCAAGAGUCGUCUCAGCCAAUGUCCUUUGGGAGGCUUGGAAACUGUGUGGCCUCCAGUGCUCUCAUCACGAGGCCGGACAAUGAGGCCCUUGAGAAGAGUCACGUUAUCUUCUACUCUCCAGACAAGAAAAAGAAGAAGGUAGACGAGGAAGAAACUCAAUUGCCAUCUUCGAUUGUGCCGCCCGGGACUUCAAGAGACAUCCUGACGUCUAGCACAACUCCCUUCACGAGGCCUGUCUGUGAGGCUCUGGAGCAGACAAAGGCCGUCUUUGAAGCUCUUGAGAAAAAUAAAAAGAAACAAGAUCAGGCGUCAUCUCCGUCAGUGUCCCCAGGGAGUCCUGAGGAUACGGCAGCCUCCAGAGCCGCCAUCUGUACGAGGCCGAAGUAUCAGUACCUCCGAAGCGUAAGAGAGGUAGGCCCGCCUCUUACCAUUCCAAAAUGUGUAACAGUAGACCAGAUGAACUUGAUGUCAUCAGAUAAACCGACUGUAGAAAACUCGAAUUUGAGAAAUAAAUCAUCCGGGACAACUAAAGCAUCUGUGUCAGAUUUACGGCGUAAGAAUGAGAAAACAUUAAAUCCGUCAACAACAUCCCACAACGAUUACCCAAGGAAAAGUUCUACUUCUACGUCGUCUUCACCAACCUCUGAGAGAGACAAACUUGAGGCAAAUGGAGAAAAAGAUGAAGUGUCCAAAAAGAGAAAAAUGCAAAACAACAAAAAAUCUACCUUCCCUCCUACUGGAAUCCAAAUUGAAAAGACUGCCCAAAGAGUCGUGUCUUCCACAGAACAAAACUACGAGCACCGGGGGGGAGAGGGAGCCGCUUCUCUCCCGUCCACUAACUCGACGACUGAGGCUCCUGGGAAACAUACGAGACUCAUUACUUCACCGACACGCUCUCCUGCCCGUCACACAGUAAAGGAACGGAGGGAGAAACCUUGUGUUGCAGUUAAUGACGAUCCUCUUGAGGUUUUUGUACCGGAGGGAGACACGAACAACGUCAGCACGACCAACAUAAACAUGUGUGACUUUCUCAACAACAAAAACAACCACAACACCGCCACAACAAAUAACAACACUACCACUAUCAAGAUCGACAACAACCACAACCUUACAACCACAGCUAUAAAAAACAACCACAAUAACAACAGCACUGAUUCUACAUACACUCAAGACGAGAAAAUAAAGGCGCUGGAUGACUUUUCGUGUCGAUAUCUGAGUAAAGUUACUGGUGAAUCUGUUGGAGCUAAAAUUAUGACCUGUAGAUUCCUUAACAGCAGUAAUAGCAACUCACCUGUGUAUACAACUUCAAUAGGUAAAGAUGUCAACAGCAAGAACAACAAUUCGGCGGUAGAGAGUAAAUCCCCUAACAGUGGCAUCAGUAACUCAGUUUUCGAUACAAGUUCAACAGUUAAAUACGUCAACAGUAACAACGACAACUCGGCCGUAACAGUUGAAUAUUACAACAGUAACAUCGGUAACACAACUGCUUCUCCCUCAGGUAUGACGGGUCAAUAUCGCAUCAGUACAGACGUCAAUGCCUCGACCAUCAUAACCCCGGCGUGUGAAGUCAGAAGAUCCUCAGCCUCUCCUGCCCCCCAGACAACCCUACUUAUACACAGAGCUAAUAACAACAAUAACAACGAGACGCCAAAGUCACCUAUGAGUAUAAGAGGGAACAAGUUCACAGCGAGCAAAAACUUUAAUAUCAAACGUAAAGAAACCAAGGUUGAUGGGAGGUCGAACCGUCACCAUCCCGCCACGGAAAACAAAAAUCUUGAUCAUAACAAAAGGUUGGAAAAUAAGUCACGCCCUAAGAAACACACAGAGCAGUUAUCUCACGCCGGACUGAAUUCUCCACAUCUCACCAGAGAGAACAACAAUAACAACACCUUCAUAAUAGACCACAGCUCAGGAAGCAAUUAUGUUGGUAAGAACUCGUUAAUUCACCAGGUAGCUGUUGAUCUAAGGAAUAUCUCUGAAGGUAAUAGAGAAGCUCACGGGACAAUCUAUGGUGGUUUAUGCUCUCAGUCGUCAAAAGAAGACAAGACAAACGAUAACUAUCUAUCUCGUAAGAGCUCAGAGGAAAAAAAACAGGAUGAUAAUAAAAGUUGUGAAUCACCACAGGAUCUUUUCACCUCGCAAAUUAAGGACAAAAAGAUUCCUGUACGGUCUAGAAGCUCAAGACUUCAUCUCGACGCACCACCACAACACACACUGUCUAGUGACCACCGUGAGGACCAUACGAGGACCUCAGUAUCGUACAUGGACACGACUGAGAGUCCCAGACGUCCACACAAUAGCUCAGUGAAGGUUCCACUCACUCAACCUGCAACUGAGAGUUUGCAUAAAAUUUCAGAGAAUAAUAUCCAGCAGAAAGUUCCUCUCUGUGGAUAUCUAAAGGCAAGAGGAGGAGCAUACCAAACAGCGUCGGUUAGUGGGAGUUGUGAAUAUCUUAUGGAUCAUGAGGGAAGAGGUUCACUGUCGGUGCUUUCAACAGAUGAUAAUUCAUGGACAAGUAAGAAACACUCAACGAAGUCUCUUGAUAAAAGACCUGAAGACAGUGCAGGAACUGAAAGAUUCUACCAAUUUUCGAAGUGCUUGAAGGAUGAUGGCACUAACCAGUCGGUGUCCUCUGUUAGGACAGCUGACGUCACCAACCCCUCGUCCAUAUAUCUUCAGAAAUAUACUAAUAACAGUCGCUCAUCUUCCAGACAAGGCAAAGAACACUCCAUUAGGGACAGUGUCAAGAAUUCUCCCGCGAAUCUCGGUAAUGAUGAUUUAAAACACGAUGCUCUUAAGUCUUACAACCAAGGAUUAGUGAAGGGAUUCGUUAGUCCAUCAGACGGGGAAUAUAAUGACGUAACAAGAGUAAAGUCUUCCAGCCUCUCUUGUGAGUCCCAGAACAAGAAUAUGAAGAUUCCUACACAGUCUGUUGGAGCCCAUGGUAAACUCGACGCGAAAGAUAUUGUUUUCAGACCAGAUACCACACAACUCCCAAAAUUUACAUAUGAAAAUGUGAGAAAGCAACAUGACUCUGGCAUACACAUUUCUAGAAACGUUACACACAAUGCGUGGCGAAGCGACCGUUUUACAAACUCAUCCACGGGGUUGUCGGGCCAUGACGAGAUGUUGAACACAAGGUAUUUUAGCCUCGAUAAUUUACCAGUGAGCACAAGAGAGAACAAAUGUGUGAGAUCUGUUAGUGCUUGUGAAUCUAUUAGUGAUGGUAGGCGCGCUGCCCAUAAUCCCUUAAUUGCCUCAGCAGAAACAGUGAAACUUUCCCUCCAAAACUUUGAGAGAGAUACAGAGACGAGCAACAGUCCUCCUUCCACACCUUUGUCCCCAGGAAGAGUCAGUACACAGUUUAAGGUUUUGACGAAGACCAGAAGUCCUGUUAGUUGCUACUCGGCUAAGGACGAUGAAGACGACGACGAUUGCUCUGACAGUUCAGGCAGCGAAGCCCUCGAGAAGUACGACCGUAAUCUUGUAGCAUCGGUGAGCUCAGUGUCUGACAGUCCCAGAGCCAAUGAUUUGGACCUUGUGCCGCCCUCAGCAACACCCUGUCAACACGACGAAGAUAAUACAAGCGACGCUAAAGACGUUGAGAUGGAUGAUGUUAUUAAUGGUCCAUCUGUAAGACGCAGUCCUCAGUGUCUCACUCCAAAUGAAAAUGAGACAAAAUUUGAAAAAAUCAAAAGAGAAUUAAUGCAAAUAGAUAAGAAAACCGCGAAGAACUUUGUUCUGACUGCUGAUCAAAUGAAAACAGUCUUACAGAUUGAAAACAAUAUUUACAGAAUGGCGAACAUUAUAGCAGGUUCUGAGAAACUUAAAUCCAGACAUGGAAAUUACAUUCCUGGCUGUGACUUUUUGAGUGAACGUUUACAAGAGAAAGUGACAAACGUUUCUGAAAAUUUUCCUCCACGGUGUCAGUACACUGACGGAGAUGAUAAACGUUUUUCAAACUUUGGGAACCUAAGUUGUGAGUUCCUCAGUAAGAGUGAGAGUACAGCAGGUGUGUCACUUGUCAACACAAAGAGGAUCAUUCCCUCCUCUGAUCAUCCCAGUUGUGGCUUUCUCAAUAUCGAUGAAAGGCACGACCAGCGGCCUCCUGGUUUACUUAGUGGGGAUCUGUCAGCCAACGAGAUGCAACUUAAAGCUCAUGAAAACAGACACAUCGACGACACCAGCAUAAAGAACUUUCUGACAAUAUCAAGUUCAACCUCAGAAGAGCUUAGAAAAUCUGAACCUCAAUCACCCGCCACCCUGGUGGAGACAUCACCCAUUGCCAGGACUCGGUUGAACCAAAGACCCGUAGACACUCAAACUCCACAGUACCUCGCAGCAGACGGCGUUGUUUCCCCAAGGUCGUCAAAGACUCACCACCGGUCUUGUGGAUUCCUCUUGAGAGUACAAGAAGUCCUGCGCAAUCUGCCGGCGUCUGAACCUCCUGAAAAUGUGGGAGCCUCUCUCCUCCCUGCCUAAGCUUAUCAGUGAAUUUCUUGAGAUAUCCAGACAAUAUCGCAAAUCAAGGAGAAACAUUUUUAGUGUGUUGGCCAAACAACGUGACCUAAUGGAAGUAUUUAAAAUAGAUUUCUUAGCAAACUUAACCAACACGUCAUCCUGAACUAAUAACACUGAUGGCUAACGUAAUCCAUAACAACUGUUCACUGCCUUUCAUGGAAAACAUUGCCAAAAACAUGAUAGACAAAGAACUGUUUUUUACAUGCAUUAAAAUCGAACUUGAAAAAAAAAAUCCUCACGCACAAAAACACCUUUACGUGAGUCAGUAAAGGCGUGCAUUGGAAUUCUAUCAAGCAGAAUAUAACAAUUGAACGUGCUUUCAAUAAAUCCAAUACAUAUAUAUACUUUUGAUGAAUACUUAAUAUAUAUAUCUCUAAUUCUCAUCCUUUAUCAUCGUCUGUCUAAUUAUGAUGAAAUAAUCUGAUAUGUAUACCUAAUUAUGAGGACUCCAAUACAUUAUAUAUUUAACUCUAAUUAUGUAUUCGUUAUUUACAGUAUUUCUCUGUUAAUUUAUUAUAAUGCUGAAUUCAAUAACUCCAUUGCCCAACCCUGAACAAAUCAAUAACUUUAUCAAUACAAUUUUGAUGGGGAAUCAUAUAUACUGACCUAAUAAUGAAGAAUCCAAUGUUUGUUUGUCCAGUGUGUUUAUAUCUGUUUAGUGCUGAUGAAUACAAUAGAUCGUGUGUGUUAUUGUGGUGAAUACAAUAGAUUGUGUGUUAGUGGUGGUGAAUACAAUAGACUGUGUGCUAGUGGUGGUGAAUACAAUAGAUCGUGUGUUUAAUGGUGGUGAAUACAAUAGAUCUUGUGGUUUAUGAUGAUGAAUACAAUAGACUGUGUGCUAGUGGUGGUGAAUACAAUAGACUGUGUGUUAGUGGUGGUGAAUACAAUAGACUGUUUGUUUAGUGGUGGUGAAUACAAUAGACUGUGUGUUUAAUUGUGAUGAAUACACUAGAUCGUGUGUUUUAUUGUGGUGAAUACAAUAGAUCUUGUGGUUUAUGAUGAUGAAUACAAUAGACUGUGUGCUAGUGGUGGUGAAUACAAUAGACUGUGUGUUUAGUGGUGGUGAAUACAAUAGACUGUGUUUAGUGGUGGUGAA